Molecule: messenger RNA, 445 nt
Organism: Paramecium pentaurelia
Lineage: Eukaryota; Ciliophora; Oligohymenophorea; Peniculida; Parameciidae
Source: the annotation of a GenBank genome assembly
AAUGCUGAAUAGACAAAUAAAAUCUAAGAAAGUUAAGAAUCUGAUUAAGAAAUUUGAUGCAGAAGAUGAAGAUGAACAUUAAGAGGAACAUGAAAGUUAACAAGAAGAGGUACAAUAAUAAACUAAAAAAUCAUUAAAAUAAUUGUUAUCUGGGGUUAUUAAGAGAGAUGUUAAAAGUGAUAAAGCUAUUAUGGCAGAUAAAUAGAAAAUAUUGAAUGAACUCACAAGUGAAAAAUAAAAACAAAAAGAAAUUGGAAUUAAGAAAAGCAUUAAAAAGUUAGAAAAAUUAAACAUACUAGGGCUGUUGUUGAAAAAGGACAUAUUGAUCCAAGAGUAUCAACCAAUAGAGAUUAAGAAAGAGAGUUGAAAGUUAUUGCAGCUAAAGGUUUGGUUAAAGUAUUCAAUGUACUUGCUGAAAUGAGAUAGAAAUAAAAUGAAUGAGUUU